AGGCGGCACGCGCUGGGGCUGCGCGCGCCGCGUGGCUGAGCGGGAACUUGCGUAACGCGCGGCGGCCGCGUCGCUGCUGCGCUUCCUUCCUCCUUCCCCUCCGCCUUCCCCUCCGCAGGCGCCGGGCCGGGGCCGCCGGCCGGCCGGGAAGGCGCGUUCUGCCGCCACAGAGGCCGGGCGCGGUCUCCGCCGCCGCGGCGGCGCCAUGAUGAGGCGGACGAAGCCCGAGGUGGAGCGCUACGUCGCCUCCUUGCAGGCCGCGGCGUCGUCGCCCAGAGAGAAAUCGAUGAAAGGAUUCCUCUUUGCUAAGCUGUAUUUUGAAAUUAAAGAAUAUGAACUUGCUAAAAGAUAUAUAUCUACGUACCUCAAUGUACAAGAGAGAGAUCCCAAAGCACACAGAUUUCUUGGACAAAUCUAUGAAGCUGAGGAUAACAUAGAAAAAGCUUUUGGGUGUUACAAGCGUUCUGUGGAGUUGAACCCAACACAGAAAGACCUUGUAUUGAAGAUUGCAGAGUUACUAUGCAGUAAUGACAUUACCGAUGGAAGAGCAAAAUACUGGGUUGACAGAGCUGCUAAGCUCUUUCCUGGGAGCCCUGCUAUUUACAGGUUGAAGGAGCAGUUGCUGGAUUGUAAAGGUGAAGAUGGGUGGAAUCAGCUUUUUGACUUGAUUCAAGCAGAACUUUAUGCAAGACCAGAUGAUGUCUACAUAAACAUCAGACUAGUUGCGCUCUAUCGUUCAAAUAACAGAUUAAAGGAUGCUGUGCUCCACUGUCAGGAGGCAGAGAAGAGAAUACCUUUGCAUUCAAGCUUGGAAUGGUGUUCCUGUGUUGUAGAGACAUUUGAGGAAUAUCUGGAGUCUUUACAAGACUUGGAGUAUGAUAAAAAUAACUGGAGAACUAUCAAGAAAGAUCAUCUGCUGGCCUAUUCCAGCUUUGUCAAACUGACACUUUCUUCUAGAGAUGUUCAGGAAUGCAGAGAAGCACUUGAAAGCUUUGAUCGUGCACUUCAGUCAGUAAAACCAUAUGUGAGUGCGGCUGACGAGUUGUCUCGUACCUAUGUGGAAAUGAAAGGACAGCUCUACAUGCAUGCUGGAGCUUUGCUGCUGAAAAUGGCCCAAGACAAUGAGACACAGUGGAGAGCUAUGUGUGAACUAGCAGCAUUGUGUUACCUCCUGAGUUUUCAGGUUCCUAAACCAAAGUCAAAACUCAUAAAGGGGGAUCAAACCGGACAAGAUAUGCUAGAAAUGCUGGCCUGUGAUCGAAAAAGCCAGUCUGGUCAUAUGCUGCUGAACUUAAGUCAUGGCAAGCAAGACUUCUUUAAAGAGAUUGUGGAAUCAUUUGCAAACAAGAGCGGCUCAUUUGCAUUGUUUGAUAGUCUGUUUGAGAGCGGAGCUUCUAGAGAGAGGUCUUUUAUUGGCACAGAUGAUAUUGGAAAUGUCAGUACACAAGCCCCAGUGCAAAUAGAACUAAACAAGUACGAUAUCGGUGCCAUUCGAUUGCACAGUGGCAGUCUCCAGCACCUCGUGUGGCUUGGCUUGCAGUGGAACUCUAUGUCAGUCUUGCCCCCCAUGCGCAAAUGGUUAAAACAGCUUUUUCACUUGCCCCAAGAAACAUCAAGACUUGAGACAGAUGCUCCUGAAUCUAUUUGCCUAUUAGACCUUGAAGUAUUCCUAAUUGGAGUGAUAUUCACUAGCAACUUACAACUGCAAGAGAAGUUUAAUUCUCACUACAGUGCACAUCAGCCUCAAUUCUUACCACUGCCAAUAUGCAAACAACUCUAUACUGAGAAGCAAAGAUCCUGGUGGGAUGCUGUUCGUACUCUUCUUCAGAGGAAAUCAGUACCAGGAACAGCAGCAAAGCUGAGGCUUAUUGUACAGCAUGGCAUAAGUACUCUGCGAACACUGGACAAGCAUGGCCUUCAACCUGCCUUAAUCAUACACUGGGCAAAAAGCUUGCAGAAAACAGGAAUUAAUCUUAACUCCUUCUAUGACCAGAAGGAAUAUAUUGGACGAAGUGUCUAUUACUGGAAGAAAGUUCUGCCUAUGCUGGAAACUAUCAAAAAGAAGAGGAGUAUUUCUGAACCUACUGAUCCUCUCUUCAAACACUUCCACAGUGUAGACAUUCAGGUCUUUCAGGUUGCAGCAUAUGAAGAAGAGGCACAGAUAGCAUUUGCUAUGUUGGAUGCAGUUGAUGGCAAAACUGAUGAUGCUUUAAUAGCAUUUGAAGCUAUUGAGAAUGUGGUGUCAUACUGGAAUCUUGCCAUGAUUUUCCAAAGAAAAGCAGAAGAGAUUGAAAAUGAUGUCGUGCUGCCAGAAGAACAUGAGGAGCGUAAAACUUACCUUCUUAAAGCCAAGUAUUAUCUAAUGAAAAUUAUUGCGGAAAGCUCCUCAGAUAUGUCAGUUACUGAGAAAUUGCCAGUGUCUCUUGAAACUGUGAGAGAAGUGUUAGAUACAGUGAUCCAGGAACUUGGUGAGAACUGUGAAGAGGGAAGUCUUGCCUUCAGAAACGGUCUGUCACGAACUGUAGAUUCAGCAAUGAAACAUUCCACUCCGUCACCAACCAAGUUCUCUUUUUCGCCAACUAAGACCUACAAGUUCUCUCCAAAAACUCCCCCUCAGUGGGCAGAAGACCAUAAAUCUAUACUUCAAAUGAUUUGUCAGCAAGUGGAGGCUUUAAAGAAUGAAAUGCAAGAAAUGAAACUUAAUAAUUCCAACACAAAUGCAUCUCAUCGGUGGCCUGCUGAAAACUAUGGAACUGAUGCAAUACCAGAUAGUUAUCAGAGAGCACAGAAUCUUCAUGAAGCCCCCUUAACAGUUGCUACCACUGGCCCAUCUGUGUUCUACAGCCAGUCACCUGCCUAUAACUCUCAGUAUCUUCUGGGAACUGCUGCAACCAAUGUAACACCAGCAAAGCCUCCUGUCUAUGGCAUGAACCGACUUACGCCUCAGCCACAUAUAUAUUCCUAUCAACCACCACCCAUGCAUACGCCACCUCUGCAGAACACUUCUGGUUGUAUGUUUUCCCAAGAAAUGUAUGGCCCGCCUCUACGUUUUGAUUCUCCUGGUACUACACUCAUUUCUCCUCGUACUGCUGAUGACUAUUACAACUACAGUGUUCCACAGGCAAGCACCAAUCCAACACUGCCUAAACCGGGGUAUUUCACCAACCGUUCAGUCACGCCACCCACCUUAAAGCCUGCAGAACCAAAAGCAAUGCCUAAAUUUGGACAGCCAGGAACAGCAGAAGGAUCAAAACCACCUCUGUCAACACCAGCACAGCCAAGUCAGCCAACAACUUUUAAAUUUAAACCUAACUUCAAGUCUAAUGAUGGGGACUUCACUUUUUCUUCUCCCCCUCAAGUUGCACCACAGCCCCUUAAUGCACCUUUUAAUAGUAAAGAAAGCCUCUUGGAUCUUCUAACAUCUGACAAACCUUUACAGGAUGAUAGAUAUGUUGAUCAAAAGCCAGUUAGCGAUGCCACAAACAGUUCAAGAAAUAUCUUCAAUUUUAGCAAUAAACAUGUUCCAGGCAUCGCUCUCCGAGAAAACACAGGACAAAAUGUACACAAAAAUGUGGGUUUUGAGAAGAGUGAUACAUUUAGUGUUCAAGAAUCAAGUAAGCCUGUAUUUAUGGCUUCAAAUUCAGAUUUGGCCAAUAGAAGUCAUGAAACAGAAGGAGGAAGCACCCAUGGUGGAGAUGAGGAUGAUGAUGGUCCUCAUUUUGAUCCUGUGGUGCCACUUCCUGAUAAGAUUGAAGUAAAGACAGGUGAGGAAGAUGAAGAAGAAUUCUUCUGCAACAGAGCCAAGCUCUUUCGUUUUGAUGCAGAAUCUAAAGAAUGGAAAGAAAGGGGUAUUGGAAAUGUGAAAAUACUGAAACAUAAAGUAUCUGGCAAAUUUCGUCUCUUAAUGAGACGGGACCAAGUGCUGAAAAUCUGUGCAAAUCACUACAUAAAUACUGAUAUGAAAUUAACUCCAAAUGCUGCAUCAGAUAAGUCAUUUGUAUGGCAUGCUUUAGACUACGCAGAUGAAUUGCCAAAACCAGAACAGCUUGCAAUUAGAUUUAAAACACCUGAAGAAGCAAUGCUUUUCAAAAAAAAGUUUGAGGAAGCACAGAAUAUUUUAAAAUCCUUGGGAUCAAAUGCUGACACGUCUGUGGCUCAGAGCAGUGGGACUGCAAAAGAAACAGCAAAUCAAGACACCAAGGAGCCCAACAGAACCACUUCUGGGACCAUGAACUUGGGCUUUCAGUUUCUAAAAGAUGGAACAAGCGGUGAACCUGACAGCAAAGGCACCCUUACAGCUACAUCCGCUGCAUCUAGCACUACCAUUUCAUUUGGGAAGGAUGCUCAGCAAGCCUGUUCUUCUGGUGGGUUUGGUGGGUUUGGGCAGCAUCUCUUGAAGAAGGACCAAUGGGAGUGUAAAGUAUGUUUAGUUCCAAAUGAAGCAAUGGUAAAGAAUUGUGUAUCAUGUCAAAGUCCAAAUCCAGGUAUGUGGCAAACACAUAGUACCCCUAUGACUGGCUAUGCAAGUUUGAAACCAAGUGGUAACACAGUGCAGGACAAGUUUGGCUCUCCUUUUGCUAAAAAGGAAGGUCAGUGGGACUGCUCUGUAUGCCAAACCCAAAAUGAAGCAGAAGAUGUGAACUGUUGCUCCUGUCAGAGUCCAAAACCUCAAAAUCAACCAAAUACAUCCACACCUUCUGUUCAGGCAUCUGCUGCUCUGGGGCUUGGUUCCAUUGCUGAUACAAGUAAACCACAGAAAAAUGGGUUUGAAGGGCUUUUUGCUAAAAAGGAAGGUCAGUGGGAUUGUAGUACUUGUCUCGUGAGGAAUGAGGGUUCUUCGCUAGCCUGCAUAGCCUGCGAAACGCCGAAUCCAUCUGCUAAGCCAACUGGUGAUACUUUGCCAACUCCUGCUUUUGGCUUGAAAAGUAAAUUGCCUGAACUUGAUGGAGGACAGUUGGGAACAGGCUUUAAGUUUGGUCUUGAGCAAGGCAAGACACCACCAUUUACAUUUCAGAUUUCUUCUGAUACUGAAGCAAAGUCUGCAAAGGAAGGAUUUAACUUUUCAAUGCAAAUGCCUGCAGGUGGAUUUAAAUUUGGGAUACAGGAGUCUAGUAAAAAUACCAGUAAGAAAGAUGAGCCAUCCAAAGAACAUACAACUGGUUUCUUAAAAAGCGUUGAUGAAAAAGACAAAAAGGAAUUGCCUUCAGACAGUGGAACUGGAUUCCAAUUUCAGGAAACAGCAGAGAAGGAGAAAAUUGACUUUGUUUUUGGGCAAAACAGCAGCACUUCUACUUUUGCUGAGCUUGCAAAAAGUACUCCUAGGGAAGGCUUUCAAUUUGGCAAAAAGGACCCUAACUUCAAAGGCUUUUCAGGUGCAGGUGAAAAGUUGUUUUCUUCACAAAAUUCUAAAACAGAUCAGAAAGCAAACACAUCUGCUGACCUUGGUGAGAAGGAUGAUGAUGUGUAUAAGACGGAGGACAGUGAUGAUAUCCAUUUUGAACCUAUAGUUCAGAUGCCUGAAAAAGUAGAGCCAUUUACAGGAGAGGAGGAUGAGAAAGUGUUAUACUCACAGAGAGUAAAGCUGUUCAGGUUUGAUCCUGAAACAAGCCAGUGGAAGGAACGUGGGGUAGGCAUUCUGAAGAUUCUUAAAAACGAAGUUAAUGGCAAAGUAAGAAUAUUGAUGCGGCGUGAGCAAGUACUGAAGGUGUGUGCGAAUCACUGGAUAACGACAACAAUGAACUUGAAACAGCUGUCUGGCUCAGACAAAGCAUGGAUGUGGAUGGCCAAUGACUUUUCUGAUGGUGAUGCAAAGUUGGAACAUCUGGCAGCAAAAUUCAAGACACCAGAGCAGGCUGAGGAGUUCAAACAAAAGUUUGAAGAAUGUCAGAGGCUACUACUAGAUAUACCACUGCAGACGCCCCAUAAACUUGUUGAUACAGGUAGGACAGCUCAGCUUAUACAGAGAGCAGAAGAAAUGAAGUGUGGCUUAAAAGAUCUCAAAACUUUUCUGACAGAUGACAAAACGAAACUGUCAGAAGAGGAAAGUGGUGCUGGUACAAACCCUGUCUGUACCAGCAGUACUUCUGAUUUGGUUAUAAAGCCACAUGCUGAAAGUACAGGCCCUACUCUGGAGUGGGAUAACUAUGACUUGCGUGAAGAAGCAUUAGAUGAUAGUGUAAGUAGUUCUGUAUAUGCAUCACCUCUUGCAAGUAGCCCUGUAAGGAAAAAUCUGUUUAGAUUUGGAGAAUCUACCACUGGUUUUAGUUUCAGCUUUAAAUCUGCUUUGAGCCCAUCCAAAUCUCCUGCCAAACAGAAUCAGAGUAGAACAUCAGUAGGCACAGAUGAAGAUUCUGAUGUUACUCAAGAAGAGGAAAGAGAUGGACAGUACUUUGAACCUGUGGUACCUCUGCCUGAUCUUGUGGAAGUGACCAGUGGUGAGGAAAAUGAGCAAGUUGUCUUCAGCCAUAGAGCCAAACUAUACAGAUAUGACAAAGAUGCAAAUCAAUGGAAGGAGAGAGGGAUUGGGGAUAUCAAGAUAUUGCAGAACUAUGACAACAAACAAGUUCGUAUAGUAAUGAGAAGGGACCAGGUACUAAAACUCUGUGCCAAUCACAGGAUAACACCAGAUAUGAAUCUACAACAAAUGAAAGGAUCUGACAGAGCCUGGGUAUGGACUGCAUGUGACUUUGCAGAUGGGGAAAGAAAAGUAGAACUUCUGGCUGUACGGUUCAAGCUGCAAGAUGUUGCGGACUCAUUUAAGCAAAUAUUUGAUGAAGCAAAGCAUGCCCAAGAGAGAGAGACACUGAUAACACCUCUUUCUUCUCGUGCCAAUACACCAAAGGAAUCUCCAUGCGGUAAAAAUGCUGUAGCUGUGCUAGAAGAAACAACCAGAGAAAGAACUGAUGUCAGCCAUGGUGAUGAUACUUCUGAGGCAACUGUAGAGGCUGCAGAGGUGUCAAAUACUUCUGAAACACCAACAAAAGCAGUUGUUUCUCCUCCAAAGUUUGUAUUUGGAUCUGAAUCUGUCAAGAGCAUUUUCAGUAAUGAAAAGUCAAAGACAUUCACAUUUGGAAAUACUUCAGCCACUGGUUCUCUCUUUGGCUUCAGUUUUAAUCCCCCAAGAAAGAGUGAAGGCCAUAUUCCAGCAUCUCAGAACACAGCACAGAAAGAGCCAGAAGUCUCUGAACCAUCAAAAAUCUCAAGUGCUACUCAGAAGCCUGUAGACAGCAAGGUAGACAACUUGCCAGCUUCAUCACAAGAUGGACCAUCUAACUUCUCAUUUAGAAUUCUGGAAAAAGGAUUUAAUUUUAGCCUCUUUAAAUCUAAUCCAAUGGCCUUUUGGACAAGCACAUCCUCCAUGCAACCUGAUAGUAAAGCUGAGAAGACCACAGUGUCAGAGGAUGUUCCAUCUGAUGAAGUUGUAAUAGUUUACGAGUUAACACCUACCCCUGAACAGAGAGCUCUUGCUGACUUCCUCAAGCUCCCUUCAACAUUCUUCUGUUACAAGAAUAAGCCUGGAUAUGUGAGUGACGAGGAUGAUGAUGAAGACUAUGAAACAGCUGUUAAGAAACUUAAUGGGAGGCUCUAUCCCAGUGAUUCAGAAGAGAAAAAGAAAGGCCAAGGUCCCAUAAAAGGUGUAGACAACUUGCUGAUGUGUGUCUGUGUCUCAGACUGCAGUGUUACAUUAUUUGAAGGUCUUGCAAAGAAAAGUGAAUUCAACAAGGAAAGAGAAUGUGCUGCUACUUUGGAAAAGAAACCAGCUCCUGAGGAGAAAGAUGAAAUAAAAGCUCUGCAGGUUCCUUCUGCAUCUGUUUGUGGUGUCAGUACUGAUACCAAAGGUGACCGUGUGGAAGACGUAAAGUCAGAAGCUGAAAUUCAAGAAAUUAAAGAGAAUGAAGUUGCAAGCUCAAGUGACUUAGUCUGUACCAGUAAGGAAGAAAUCCCCACUCCAUCAAAAGAUGAGGUGACAGUACUUGUCCAGUCCGGUACCAGCAGUGGAGAAUCACAUUCCACCACAGAAACUGUGCAAGUAUCACAGACCUUAUCACGAGCUGAAGACAAACCUGUAGAUUUGUCAACUAAAAAGAGUGAUUCAGAUGAUUCAGAGUCAACACAAGAAAACAGAAUCAUCUCAUUUGGUUUUGGCAAUACUGCAGGCCUGUCAUUUGCAGAUCUGGCAUCCAAAAGUUCUGAAGACUUUGCUUUUGGCUCAAAAGAUAAAAACUUCAAAUGGGCAAAUACAGGAGCAACUGUGUUUGGAGAUACCGCCCGUAAAGCAGAUGAGGAUGAAGGUGGUAGUGAUGAUGAGGUAGUACAUAGUGAUGAUAUCCACUUUGAGCCAAUUGUGUCCUUACCAGAGGUGGAGGUAAAAUCUGGAGAAGAAGAUGAAGAAAUUCUCUUCAAGGAGAGGGCAAAACUUUACAGAUGGGACAGGGAUGUUACUCAGUGGAAAGAGCGUGGUGUUGGAGAGAUCAAAAUACUUUUCCAUACACAGAAGAAAUACUAUCGAGUCCUAAUGAGAAGAGACCAAGUUCUUAAAGUCUGUGCAAACCACGUUAUCACCAAAGAAAUGAACUUAGUGCCCUCUGAUACAUCAAACAAUGCUUUCAUUUGGACAGCCACAGAUUAUGCUGAUGGUGAAGUAAAAGUAGAGCAAUUUGCAGUCAGAUUUAAAAGCCAAGAAAUGGCCAAUUCUUUCAAGAAGAUGUUUGAAGAAUGUCAGCUAAGCUUGUCAGAACUGCAGAAGGGGCCCUUAUCUCUGGCAGCAGGACUGUCAAAGGACACCAACCCUGUUGUGUAUUUUGAAGUUUCUGCUGAUGAUGAACCUUUAGGACACAUAACCAUGGAGCUGUUUGCAAAUAUUGUACCUCGAACUGCUGAAAAUUUCAGAGCCCUGUGCACAGGAGAGAAAGGAUUUGGAUUCAAGAACUCCCGCUUUCACAGAAUAGUCACAGACUUUGUGUGUCAGGGUGGAGAUAUAACCAACCAUGACGGAACAGGUGGACGGUCGAUUUAUGGAACAGCAUUUGAAGAUGAGAAUUUCAUAGUGAAACACACCGGUCCUGGAUUGUUGUCAAUGGCAAAUAAGGGCAGGGAUACAAAUAAUUCUCAGUUCUUCAUAACACUUAAAAAAGCAGAACACUUGGACUUCAAGCAUGUGGUGUUUGGGUUUGUGAAAGAUGGAAUGGAUGUUGUUAAAAAGAUCGAAUCCUUUGGUUCUCCUAAAGGGCUAGUAAAUGGAAGAAUUGUCAUUACAGACUGUGGGCAAAUAUAGAACUAUUUCUUUGAGUAUACAGAUGUUUUUGCAGUAUAAAUCAGUACUUAGAUGUUAUUGACUAAUUAUUUCAACUUCUUAAAAUGGACACUUCUGAUGUAUAAAUGUAAAAUUACAGGCUAUAGUUGAAUUUUUUUAUGUGUUCCAAUUGAUUUUUUUUGCAUGGUAAAUAAAGUUCAGGCACUGGCAUAUUUCAGGUGUAUUUGUGUUAUCCUGACAUAUUUGUAAUAAGUGUCAAAUUUUGAAAAUUAAAUCCUAGUCUUGUUAAAAUAAA
This is a messenger RNA of Pyrgilauda ruficollis (rufous-necked snowfinch), 9548 nucleotides long. RefSeq names its product E3 SUMO-protein ligase RanBP2-like. Gene Ontology annotation, biological process: protein folding; NLS-bearing protein import into nucleus; protein peptidyl-prolyl isomerization. Lineage: Eukaryota; Metazoa; Chordata; Aves; Passeriformes; Passeridae. Gene Ontology annotation, cellular component: cytoplasm; nuclear pore. The record is from RefSeq and is a predicted model, not a curated record. The coding region runs from base 206 to 9274 and encodes 3022 amino acids. Gene Ontology annotation, molecular function: peptidyl-prolyl cis-trans isomerase activity; protein binding; GTPase activator activity. The transcript has 31 exons.